AUGAGUACAUACAGGCACCUCUUAAGGACACCGGCGACUGCUCCGUUGAGGGCCUCGCUGCUGUCCGGCACCCGCAGCCAUGCCAGCACCGGCACCCCGGUACACUACCGCUUCCUCUCCUCCCGGCCAUCUCGGCUGAGCGCCGCCGAAUCUCGCUCCUCUUCGACCUCUGCGCCCUACCAGCACACUACCUUUCUACGUUCGCCGCUUCUCCCAAGUGCCAUCAGAGCCGUCGGCCCUCCAUCACAAACCAGCGCGCGCAUCUUCCACGCUUCGUCCCGCACUCCGCAGCGACAGGCCGAUGACAAGGACCCUAAGACACAGACUGAGACGCCGGAGGACAAGGAAGGACGGCCAUCAGAGUCUAAGGCGAAACCUGAUGCUGAGAGCGAAGGUAUCGGUCGCGAGGAAGGCGACAAGGAAGGUGACAAGGAAGGCCAGGAAAAGUCCGAGGGCAAGCAAAAAGAGAAGGCUGAAGAUAUCCCACCCCCUCCCCCCCAUGGCGACAAGACGCCGUGGCAGGUCUUCAUGGAGACCAUGCAGUCCGAGUUCAAGCAGUCCAAGGAAUGGAACGAGUCCACCAAGGCCCUCGCCUCGUCAGCCCAUCAGUUCAGCGAGAGCGAGUCAGUGCGAAAGGCGCGACAGGCCUACGAGGCUACCUCGGGCGCUGUCUCUAACACAGCCGCCACCGUCGUCAAGUCAACAGCUGGAGCUAUUGGCAAGGGCGCCUCUUGGACGUGGGAGACCCCGGUAAUGAAGGGCGUGCGCAAGGGCGCCAACAUCACGGGCGAGGCGCUUGACAAAGCCACCAAGCCGAUCCGCGAGACAGAAGCCUACCAGAACGUUAAGAAUGUUAUCGAUGACGGGAGCAGCUCAAGGUACGGCGGGUGGGUCGAGAGGGAGGAGCGAAAGAGGCGGCGAGAGCUGCGGGAGCAGAUGGAGAACAAGGACGGGAAGUCGUCGAAAAACCUCGAAGAAGAUCCCGAUGCUGGAACCAACGUCACGCUACACAAAGAUGCCGCGUGGAAGGAGGCAUGGAGGGACUUCAGGGACUCGAACAAAUUCGUCCAAGGCGUGUUUGGCAUGAAGAACGUCUACCAAGAGUCCGAGAACCCCCUCAUCUCCACCGCUAGGAGCAUCACGGACCGCGUCGCCGGUUUCUUCGCCGAGAACGAGACGGCCAUGGUUAUCAAGAAGCUUCGUCAGAUGGAUCCCGCGUUCCAGGUCGAGCCGUUCUUGCGGGAGCUCCGCGAGUACAUCCUUCCCGAGGUUCUGGACGCCUAUGUUCGGGGCGACAUCGAGACGCUGAAGCUCUGGCUGUCCGAGGCCCAGUACUCUGUAUACGAGGCCCUGACCAAGCAGUAUCUGCAGGCAGGCCUGAAGUCGGACGGGCGAAUUCUCGACAUCAGGGGCGUGGACAUCCUCAAGGCGCGCAUGCUCGAGCCCGGCGAGAUCCCCGUCUUCAUCAUUACUUGCAGGACACAAGAAGUGCACGUUUACCGCAACGCCAAGACCAACCAGCUCGCCGCGGGCAUGGAGGACAAGGUCCAGCUUGUCACGUAUGCCAUCGGCAUAACCCGCAUCCCCGAGGACGUGGCCAAUCCCGAGACGAACGGCUGGAGGCUGAUCGAAAUGCAAAAGAGCGGGCGCGACUACAUCUGA
Molecule: messenger RNA, 1662 nt
Organism: Lasiosphaeria miniovina
Lineage: Eukaryota; Fungi; Ascomycota; Sordariomycetes; Sordariales; Lasiosphaeriaceae
Exons: 2
Coding region: 1-1662 (553 amino acids)
Biological process (GO): protein import into mitochondrial matrix
Cellular component (GO): mitochondrial inner membrane
Molecular function (GO): protein-folding chaperone binding
Source: RefSeq, a predicted model, not a curated record